Molecule: messenger RNA, 3562 nt
Organism: Pelobates fuscus (common spadefoot toad)
Lineage: Eukaryota; Metazoa; Chordata; Amphibia; Anura; Pelobatidae
Gene: PPFIBP2
Product: PPFIA binding protein 2
Exons: 26
Coding region: 275-3004 (909 amino acids)
Biological process (GO): neuromuscular junction development
Cellular component (GO): presynaptic active zone
Molecular function (GO): protein binding
Source: RefSeq, a predicted model, not a curated record
ACUGAGCACUUCCUUGUUAGUCAGACACAGAAGAGGCUGAUCCUGAAUAUCUCUUCUAAUUGAAUUGUGGAUAUUCUUGUUUUAUGGGCAGUGUUUAGCAUUAUUGCAAGCAUGUGGCUUGGUGUGGUGUUCAUUUUUCCCAAACUUGUCAUUAGCUUCAAAAGUAAGCAGUGUGAUGAGAUUACAGAGAGGACUUUCACACGUUAAAAGAAGCAAGGAGAAGGGCUUGUUUUUAAAGGAGCAGACAUAAUAAAAAAGAAGAUCUGCUGUAGCCAUGGCGUCUGAUGCCAGUCACAUGCUUGAGGCGGCUCUAGAACAAAUGGAUGACAUUAUAGCAGGUACAAAGGCCGUUACAGAGUAUGCGAAUGGAGUCUUUGAAGUUGGGUCUGAAAUCACAGUGGAAUACUUUGGCAGUAUAUCGGUUUUGCACCUGGUUGAAGACUUGAAGCUAUCUCUACAAAUGGUGGAUAACCCAGUAGAAAGGGAAGCUUUGAGAAAUCAGAUUCCAAAUGCAACAGCAUCGUAUAUCAUUGAAUGGCUGGAGAGCAACGUGGUUAACCAUACUGCAGUCAACAAUGAAACCUACCAGGAACGACUGACACGGCUGGAAGGUGACAAAGAGUCUUUAAUUUUGCAGGUAAGCGUGUUGACUGACCAGGUGGAAGCCCAAGGUGACAAGAUUCGGGAUUUAGAAUCUAAUGUGGAAGAGCAUCAUUUGAAACUUAAUGCUACCGAAGAAAUGCUCCAACAGGAGCUUUUGAGCCGCACUUCACUGGAAACUCAGAAACUGGACCUGAUGGCUGAGAUUUCAGACCUGAAGAUUAAACUGGCAGGUUUAGAGAAAGACAAGAAUAGUUAUGAAGAAUCACACAAUAAAGCCGAGAAUUUGUUACAAGAGCUCAAAAACCUCAAAAUUAAAGUUGAAGAGUUGGAAAAUGAAAGGACACAGUAUGAAUGGAAACUGAAAGCCACAAAGGCUGAAAUAGCCCAACUUCAGGAGCAGCUGGCAUUAAAAGAUGCUGAAAUUGAGCGUUUACAAAGCCAAAUCUCUUCAAAGACCAUUGCCCAAAACGAAUCUUCAGAAAGAGAAGAAGUAUUUAAGAAAAGAAUAAAAGAGAAACAUCAAGAGGUUCAGAGGCUAAAGCUUGGAAUGGAAACUUUAUUAGCAGCCAAUGAAGAAAAGGACCUUCGAAUAGAGGAGCUAACAUUGCUGCUAAACCAGUUCCGAAGAGUUAAGAGUUUUGUAAUGGCAAAUCAUGGCUCUUCGGAAAGGAUUCUGUCUGCAAGUAGUGAAGAUGAAGUUGAGGCCACUCUGAGGAAAUUGAAUCCAAAGAAUAAUCAAACGUUAGAUCUACUUCAAUCGGAGGUAUUUUGUUCUAAAGAUCCAUUGCCCUCUGCGUCCUCUUCACCUACACAAAAUAACUUGGACUCAAGUGCAAGUAUGCCCAGAACUAGUGAUAAUGGUAGUCCAUCCUCCCCAGAAGAAACGUCUGAAAUUAGAACUAGACCUCAGCCGAAAAAGAUUUCAACUAGUUUAGAAGAUUUACAAAGUGAAUCCCUGGAAAAGCAUGUUGAUGUGGAAAACCCAGAGCCCAUUGUAACACCAGAGAAUAAACCCCAUGUAGAGGAUCAGAGGUACCAGACUUUGCCCGGGAAACUUUUUCGGACAGAUCACAAUGGGUCUCAUGACAUCUAUGGAAAACCUGGGUCGCAGAAUGUCCUUCAUGUCAACGGUGAAACCAAUGGCAUUCAAAACAUGUGUGAAACCGAGAACAAUCUGGAUUUUACUUUUAAUUCAAAUGAAUUUUCACAGUCUUCUGAACUAGACUCUAGUCCGCAUUCUCCACUGUCUCCUGAAGGAAAGAAAAGUCAAAAAGGCAUCAAAAAGUUUUGGGGAAAGAUAAAGAGAACCCCUUCUGGAAACUUCAAUGCUGAUGAUCUUGGAUUGUCUGAAUUUAAGAGAGGGGGCUUACGUGCGACAGCCGGAGCAAGACUCUCCAGAACAAAGGAUUCCAGAAGUAAAAAUAGUGAUCCUAACGCACCCUUUGCACAAUGGAGCAAUGAGCAGGUUUGUAACUGGCUCGAAGACUUUGGUUUGGCGCAGUAUGUCAUCUUUGCCAGACAAUGGGUGAACUCUGGUCAUACACUGUUAACAGCUACACCUCAAGCCCUGGAAAAGGAACUGGGGAUAAAACACCCACUACACAGGAAGAAGCUUCAACUAGCAUUGACUACAUUUAGCACCAAAAAGGAAGAGAAAUCUGCACAACUAAAUCACACGUGGGUGACUCGAUGGCUAGAUGAUAUUGGUCUACCUCAAUACAAAGAUCAGUUUCACGAAUCCCGAGUUGAUGGAAGAGUGCUUCAAUACUUGACUGUGAAUGACCUAUUGUUCCUGAAAGUCACCAGCCAGCUUCACCAUCUAAGCAUUAAAUGUGCCAUCCAUGUUCUACAUGCCAACAUGUUCCACCCGCACUGCUUGCGGAGACGGCCAGCAGAUGAGAAUAAUAUUUCCCCUUCUGAAGUUGUCCAGUGGUCCAACCACCGAGUCAUGGAAUGGCUGAGAUCUGUUGAUCUGGCAGAGUACGCUCCAAACCUCCGCGGCAGUGGUGUCCAUGGUGGUCUUAUUAUACUUGAACCUCGAUUUAAUGCGGACACCCUAGCCAUGCUCUUAAACAUUCCACCUCAAAAGACACUACUAAGGAGACACUUGGCAACAAAUUUCAACUUGUUAAUAGGCCCAGAUGCCCAACAGGAAAAAAGAGAAAUAAUGGAAGCUACAACAUACACACCUCUGUCCAUCACUGCCAAAGUCCGGCCAAAGAAACUCGGCCUCUCCCAUUUUGGCCACCUUCGGAAGAAGAAGUUUGAUGAUUCCACAGACUAUGUAUGCCCCGUGGACUCAAGUAACGGUACUCAGAAGUGCUAUGGUGAUUACAAAGUCCCGAGCACCACACCUACCAAAGACAUGGACAAAGUGGAGCAGGUGGGCAGAUUAAUCUGAUGGUGGCAUCUGCACCCAGCAUCAUCAUCCAUUGCCAUCAUCUCUGUUAAAGCUUGCAAAUAACCAUGCAUCUCCAUAUAACCCAUCUUACCUGCAUCAUCAACAGCAUGUCUUCAUCAUGGACUGGUUUGCGUUUUAUUUUACUGAAAAAAAAAAUUAUAUAUAUAUAUAUAUAUAAACAGACAACGAGAUUAUUUUUGUACCAAAUGAAGCAUGUCCGGAUACUGCUGCUGACUGAAAUGAGGAAAUUAGUAAGAAUGAGAUUUUAUACAACAAAAUACUACAUUUUCUGAAACUAAAUAUACCUUUUUAACUUAACCGGAAUAUUUAUACACCUAGGAAUAAAAAAUAGUGUAAAUAUUCGUGCAUUGCAUAUUUUAUAUUUUUUAUUUUUGCACAUGGACUGUAAACGCUGGGCUAUUACGAAACAGUGCAAUUUUAAUGAGGCCGGGAUGGAUAUGUUACAUGUAAACAGGGAACAAGCCCAUUAACUCUUUAAUGUCCAUAUAGCCUUCAUUUAAAUCUAAUAAAUUAAAGAAAUUGAAAACGAAAAGUAAA